Lachancea fermentati is the source of this 771-nucleotide messenger RNA. The record is from the annotation of a GenBank genome assembly. Lineage: Eukaryota; Fungi; Ascomycota; Saccharomycetes; Saccharomycetales; Saccharomycetaceae.
AUGUCUAACCCAUUUGACCUGCUAGGUAACGACGUUGAAGACGCUACUGUUGUCACCCCUCCACCAAGGGAAAUUGUGAAGAACAACACUUCUUCCAAGAAGGCUGACGUCCCACCUCCAUCUGCUAACCCAGCUAGAGCCAACAAGAACAGACCAAAGCCAACCGGUAACGAGGCUGCCUUCAGAGACAGAACCGCCGGCAGAAAGAACAACAAAGUCAGAGAUGCUCCAGAUGCCACUGCCCCAAAGAAGUCUAACGCUUCCAGAAGAGCUACCGACCGUCACUCCAGAAGUGGUAAGGUCGACACUGACAAGAAGGUCAGACAAGGAUGGGGUGAUGACAACAAGGAGCUAGCCGACGAGGCCGCCGCUGAGCGUGAUGCCCAAGCUGAAAUUGCCGCUGACCAAACUGAAGAACAAGCCCCAGCUUCUAACAAGAAGUCUUUGCAAGACUACUUGAAUGAAAUCAACAACAACGAAUUCAACAAAGCCCCAGCUCCAAAGCAAGUUGAAAAAUUCGACGACGCCGAAUUGUUGGUCAAGACCGAAGAAGUCUUCGCUGAGCCAACUAAGGUCAAGAACUUGAAGUCCAAGCAAUUGAAGACCAAGCAAUUUUUGGAAUUCGACGUUUCUUUCUCCGACUCCAAGCCUAAGCCAAGAAAGUUUGACAAUGGUCCAAGACGUGGUGGUAAGCCAAAGGCUUCUAAAAACACCAACACCGCUGAAAAGAAGCCAGCCGUCAACGCCAAGAACUUCCCAUCUUUGGCUUAA